This is a messenger RNA of Lolium rigidum, 1071 nucleotides long. Its product is annotated as probable protein phosphatase 2C 77. The record is from RefSeq and is a predicted model, not a curated record. NCBI's taxonomy places the organism in Eukaryota, Viridiplantae, Streptophyta, Magnoliopsida, Poales, Poaceae. Gene Ontology annotation, molecular function: cation binding; protein serine/threonine phosphatase activity. Gene Ontology annotation, biological process: protein dephosphorylation. Bases 43 to 786 code for a protein of 247 amino acids. The transcript is spliced from 4 exons.
GAGGGGUUCUGCGUUGCGAGCAGGAGAGGCGUAAGGCAUGCGAUGGAGGAUGCCUAUGGCGUGAUCACCGACGGAAUUGCUGGAGACUCCCAAUUGGCGUUCUACGGUGUGUACGACGGGCAUGGCGGCAGGGCCGCCGUUGACCUGAUCGCCGACAAGCUGGGGAAGAACAUCGUCGCCGCGCUGGCUGCGCAGCUGGAGCUGGAUGUCAUGGCGGCGAUCAGAGCCGGGUAUUUGGCCACGGACAGCGAGUUCCUCAGCCAGGGCACGCGAGGUGGUGCUUGCGCGGCAACGGCGCUGGUGAAGGACGGCGAGCUCUACGUUGCCAACGUGGGCGACUGCCGCGCCGUGCUCGGCACCCGCGACGGCAUCGCCAACGCCUUGACGUCCGACCACACUCCCGGCCGGGAAGACGAGCGGCUCCGCAUCGAGAGCUCCGGCGGGUACGUGAGCCGGGGCAGCGGCGGCGUGUGGCGGGUGCAGGACAGCCUCGCCGUGUCGCGGGCAUUCGGCGACGCCGACAUGAGGCCCUGGGUCACCUGCGAGCCGGAGGUGACACGCCUCCGCGUCACGCCGGACUGCGCCUUCCUCGUCCUCGCAUCCGACGGCCUCUGGAGCAAGGUGUCCAACCACGAAGCCGUAGAAGCCGUCGCCAGGAGCAGCGGCGGUGGUAAUGCCGGCGUGUCCAUGGACUCCUGCAAGGAGCUCGUCGCCAUGGCAAGGAGCAGAGGGAGCAGGGACGACAUCACGGCCAUGGUGGUGGAUCUAAAGCGAUUCCUUCGAUAGAAUCGCCUAGCAAAUUAAAAUCUUCAUGUGAAUUUUGAGGUGAUCAACUAGGUACGUUGUAGGCCUGCCUUCCGAAGAGAUUGCAUAGGGCUCCUCGGAAAGUGCAGAUAAUUAGAUCGAUCGAUGUGUAAAGAGUAAAUUAGCAUAUGUGGGCUUGAGAGUGACACCAAACGUAAGCCCACCAUGGGACGAUGGAGGACCGUUGCUGAGGAGCUUGAGAGUUUUUAUCCUCGUCGGUCUUCAUGGAAAAUCCAUCUCGAAGAUGAAGAUAUCUCUUAAAACAAA